Molecule: messenger RNA, 480 nt
Organism: Lipotes vexillifer (Yangtze River dolphin)
Lineage: Eukaryota; Metazoa; Chordata; Mammalia; Artiodactyla; Lipotidae
Gene: RBP5
Product: retinol binding protein 5
Exons: 4
Molecular function (GO): lipid binding
Source: RefSeq, a predicted model, not a curated record
AUGCCUCCCAACCUCACCGGCUACUACUGCUUUGUCUCGCAGAAGAACUUGGAGAACUACCUGCAAGCUCUAAACAUCAACAUGGCUCUGCGGAAGAUCGCGCUGCUGCUCAAGCCAGACAAGGAGACUGACCAUCGGGGCAACCACGUGACAGUGAAGACCCUCAGCACCUUCCAAAACUAAGUUCUGGAAUUCGAGGGGGGAGUGGAGUUUGAGGAGGACUUGAGGAUCACGGAGGGACGGAAGUUCCAGGUCGGUCCAGAGCCCUCUGCUCAGAAGAAACUGACCAACACGGACCAGAGGUCAGGAUCGGUGUGUGCCCUGAAGCAGAGGACCCUAUGCUGCCCGAGGACUCAGGCCCCACGUCCUGGGUCCCCAGAGACUGACCUGGAGCUGUCCCAGAGCUGCGACCAUGAUCGUGGACAGGCCAGGAUCAGGGAGACCUUGCAGGUCCAGCAGGAGGUGAAAGGUAGUGGGUGA